This is a messenger RNA of Gryllus bimaculatus (two-spotted cricket), 9446 nucleotides long. The record is from the annotation of a GenBank genome assembly. Lineage: Eukaryota; Metazoa; Arthropoda; Insecta; Orthoptera; Gryllidae.
CACCUCUAUCUCGCUCUCUUCUCACACGCUGAGGUUUGGGAUCUUCUGCAAAACGGGAAACAUACACUAGUGAAUAGUAUUUAAUCAAUGUUUACCAAAAUUGACCUAACAAUGUAUUGCAACAUUCUCACCACUAAUAAUUUCAUUUGAUGAGGUGGCAUUACUCAAAAUAGUAUCAAGAGACUUAUUAACAUUGAAGUCACACUUCAACACAGUUUCCACAAGAAUUUUUUCUGAGAUACUAUCUCCAAUAACAUUUCGAAUUUCUUCCAAACAGGAUCGUAACUUUGCUUCUUCUAAAUCACUUAAUGUUGGUCGAAUGAAACAAUCUGAAUUUUUUCUGUCAUUAGUUUGCUCCAGGCUCUCAUCUUCCUCUGUUAUGUUGUCUUGCUCACUAAAGAAGGCUGAUAUUUGUGGCUGCCUUGUGCGGUCGAAAACAAACUCACCAUCACUAGGAGAUAUGCAGUAUUCAUCUUCCACAGAGUGACCGUACACGUCAUCAUAACCAUCAUAUUCAUCACUGUAGUUCAUAGAACGAACGUUUCUGUGACGUGCCAUGAUGAAACAUUACGUUACCAUUAAAAAUAAACAAUCCUUCGUAUUUACUAUAAUUUUUUUUAUUUGGAAAAUGUCUGGUUGUAACGCGAUAAAUACAAUCGAAUACACUACAAAAGCUCACUAAUGACUAGUUCGCUGCUAGUGUUGGACGUUCCCUGACAAAUACCACAAGCAGGCCAGAAGAAUCGAAAGAGUCCAUGAUCAUGGUGUCUGCAUGGUGCUGCGGUCAACGCAAAUUUUGGACAUUAUACGAGCAUGCCCGAUUCACUACGAAGGCCGCCGAUGUGCAAAUGUAGCUGUUAUCUGUUUGUGUUCGCCAUGAUGUUGCUGUGAAAUUGUAGUCUAAAAUAUUCAUCCCGAUGUUGGACUUAGGCCUUUAUCAAUGUAAUAAUUACACUUUCAACGAGAAGGGAACCCAGGGAAACAUUUCGUGGAUACCAAAGAAAGCUUCAAACGUGUUUGAAGCUUUCGAGGCCGUAUUCAUGGAACUAUGAACCUGGACUCGUUGUCUUUUACCUUGUCACAAAUAAGUUAUUUGGUUACAAAUUUAACAAAGAAAAAUUUUAAACAAAGUUCUCAGGAAUUAUCUAAUUUGGUUACUGCACACGGUCUUGAAGCAGAUAGACAUUUGCUGCGUUGUCUCUUCUCACACAUUGACUUCAGUGCUGAGGGAAGUAAAAGUAGCAGCAAUAAAGACUUCCACCAGAUCCUGCUUCUCGGCCAGGAGUGUUCAGCCUUGUUAACAAAACCAACAUUAAUUUCUAAUCUUUGCUACGCUAUUGACAACCCCUUACAUCACCAAAAAACAAUAAAGCCUUCACCGCAGCUUCUGCCACAAAUAAGCAAAGUUUUAAAACUUACACCUGUUCAAGAAGUUGUUUUCAGUUUAGCCCUACUUAGUUCUUCCAAUCCUGAUACUCACAACAUUGCCUUCCAGUUUGUAAAACAAAGACUUCCUGAUCUAAUUCAUUCAUACAUAGACACAGAAAGCAGUAAUAGUCAACAAGAAGGAGGACUUCACGACGCAACUCCAGACGUUUUGCAUUUGAUUCUUACAAAUCUCCUGUUUGGCCCCAAGGAUUUUGGCGUAUCAGCUGAAACAAAAGAAACCUUUCUGAAGAAUUUGAGACGAGAUUUUCCUAGAGAGCUUGUGCCUGUGGUGUUAGCACCUCUCUUAUAUCCUGGUAAUACUGAUCUGCCUAUGGAUAAAGUAAAUCAGGAGAGCUCAACAAUGACAAAUAACAUGAUGGAAAGUUCUCUGGCUGAUUUGUUGAUGGAGUUGGGUUAUGGCUGUUGCUCCUCUCUAGAAGAGUGUCGCAGUGCAUUGGUUAACAUGGGUGCUGGCCGAGAAAUUUCCCCAGCAGCAGUAGCUCGCGUGCUGGGAAUGAUGAUUCGAAAUCACACUGGGCUGGACAGUGUUGACCAAGUGCAGCUGCAGACUCCCACCAAUUUCUGGGGCUCUGGCAACAGCGGUGACUCUUCUUCAAUUAACAAAGACAAAGGAGGAAAUGUGCAAGAUGGCAAUCAUCCUACAACCUGGAAUAUUGAAAUUUUUGUUCAAACUUUGAAAGAGUUGGUUCCUAAUCUACCUUGGAAUGAAGUUGUUUUGGAGCUUGAUCACCCUGACUUUCUUGUUAAAGAUCGGCAAGGUUUGUCUCUGCUUCUUACAGCAUUUCGUCUUGGCCUGCCAAGUCAAAAUUUUCAUCCUGACUUGUAUCCUCUUAUUGAAGUCACAUACCAUCAUUGGAAGAAUCCAGAAAGUCAGUUUUCAUUUGUGCAACAAAUUUUGAAAAAUCCUGACCUUAUUUGUUAUGCUGAUUAUCCCUUCCACUCUGUUAAUGUGGAUAUUUUGAAAGCCUCUCCUGAAAGCGACAAUAAAGAAAUUACAAUGUGGCGAUCAUUGGAUCUUAUUGAAACAUUACUCCAUUUGUCUGACCGAGGACUUUACACCCAAGUUCAAGAGUUGUUUAAAUUUCCAAUCCAACAUUGUCCUGAUGUUCUUGUAUUAGGACUUCUCCAUAUUAGUCCACCUAUUGCUGGACUUUGUCAUGAUCUACUUACUAAUCUUAUUCCCGUGUUUUUGGGCAAUCAUCCAAAUUCUGCUAUUAUUCUUCAUCAUGCUUGGCAUUCCCAGAGUAUCAAUAUAAAACAAAUAAUAAUGCAUGCUAUGGCUGAGUGGUACAUUAGAGGUGACAACGACCAAACUCGUCUCUCUCGGAUUCUUGAUGUUGCUCAGGAUUUGAAAGCUUUGUCAAUGCUUCUUAAUGCUCAGUCUUUUCCAUUUGUCAUCGAUCUUGCCUGUUUAGCCUCAAGAAGAGAAUACUUAAAACUUGAAAAAUGGAUUACUGACAAAAUACGUGAACAUGGAGAACCAUUUAUAUCAGCAUGUGUAAAGUUUUUGCAGCGGAGAUGCCCACAAAUUAUGGGAAAUAUUGUGAAAGAAGGUGAAAAUUUACCAAAAGGAGCUCAACUUCCACAUGAAACACUUACGACAAUGCUAGCAUGUUUACAAGUUUGUGCUGGGAGUGUUUCUCAAGAACUAUCUGAAGCAAUUCUGACAAUGGUGGCGAACUGUAGUAUCCUCUUGAGUAAACCUCGACAACCACCUCCUGGAGUACUGAGAACUCACCGGGGCAUAGAGCCACCUUUCAAUGCAUCAUCUUUGGGAGGACAGUUAUUCUCUGCUUCACAAGUUGAUCCUAUUGCCAACAUUGGAUCUAGUCUUGCCAACAUCAAUUUGACUGGGGCUCCUGGAAGUCUUGGACCUCCAAGCAGCACAGCCUUCAACUUACCUGCAGCUCUGGGGCCUUUAGUGUCAACACCUGGUUCUCCCUCCCGUCUCAUGGGUCCCAAUGCCCCUGGACCGUCUCAGAGCCCAUUCCCAAUGAUUCCCUUGGGCUCCCAGUUGCAACAUUCAGGGCCUGUAGGCACUCAGGUGGGUCCAGGACCCUCAGCCACAUCAUUGGUUCCAGGCAUGGGAGUGAGCACAAUGAAUGCCUUGGGUCGAAGCUUGGCACCUCAGCCUGGAGUGGAAAAGACACGACUUGGAGAUACAUCUACACUUUUUCCAGAAAUGUCUGGGACAGUAUCCAAAGAAGUUGAGGAUGAAGCCAAUAGCUAUUUCCAGCGAAUUUAUAAUCAUCCCCCUCAUCCAACUUUAUCAAUUGAUGAAGUUCUUGAUAUGUUAAAAAAGUUCCAAGAUUCUCCCAACAAGCGUGAAAGGGAAGUAUUUAACUGUAUGCUUCGGAACCUCUUUGAAGAAUAUCGAUGGUUCCCUCAAUAUCCGGAUAAAGAACUUCACAUCACUGCACAGCUCUUUGGAGGGAUUAUUGAGCGUGGCCUUGUGAGCAGCUACAUGGCACUUGGCUUGGCACUUCGCUUCGUUUUGGAUGCAUUACGAAAAACUCAGGGAAGCAAGAUGUACUAUUUUGGCAUUGCAGCUUUGGAUCGAUUCAAAUCUAGGUUGAAGGAUUAUCAUAAAUACUGUGAACAUGUGGCAGCUAUUGCUCAUUUCAAUGAAUUUCCUCCUCAUUUAAUAGAGUAUGUGGAAUAUGGUCUGCAAUCUCAAGAACCUCCCAACAGACCUCAAGGCCCAGUGCUGCCUGCUAAUUUGAUGGGCAUUUUGUCACCAAUGCCUGCAGUUACAACAGCUUACAAAACAAUGACAUCUACUACAAUGACAACUACCACAACUAUUGCUAAAUCUACUACAACAACUACAUCUGCAAUUCCAGCAAGGCCAUCUAUUGCAAAUGCCACAAAUAUUGAUACAUUGCUUGUUGCUACUGAAAAAGAGGAAAAAUUCACUGCACCACCUGAAGGACUGCAAGACAAAAUUGGUUUUGUUUUCAACAACUUAAGUCAGCUAAACCUCCAGACAAAGUGUGAUGAGUUGAGAGAUAUCGUGACUGAAGAAUAUUGGCCUUGGAUGGCUCAGUAUUUGGUGAUGAAAAGAGCUAGCAUUGAAUUGAAUUUCCACACACUGUAUUCCAAUUUUUUGGAUUGUCUUAAAUUACCAGAUUUGAAUCAUUUAGUUCUUCGUGAAACAUUCAGAAAUAUCAAGGUUCUUCUGAGGAGCGACAAAGGUAUAGCAAAUUUCUCGGAUCGAUCUCUUCUGAAGAAUCUUGGCCACUGGCUGGGUAUGCUCACUCUGGCCAAAAAUAGGCCCAUUCUUCAAGAAGAUAUUGAUUUGAAAUCUCUUCUAGCAGAAGCCUAUCAUAAAGGACAACAAGAAUUACUGUAUGUUGUUCCUUUUGUUGCGAAAGUCUUGGAAUCAUGUGCAAAAAGCAAGGUUUUCAAGCCACCUAAUCCAUGGACAAUGGGGAUUAUGAAUGUACUUGCAGAAUUACAUCAAGAACCAGAUCUUAAACUGAAUCUCAAAUUUGAAAUUGAAGUACUUUGUAAAAAUUUAAAUAUUGAUGUUGCUUAUUACAAGUUUUUAAGUGAUUUGCAGAUCACUUCUUCGAACACGAUUCCCGGACCUGCUUCAUCUGAUGAAUUGGCUCAGAUCGCAAUUUCAUCAGCUGCUACACCACCUACUUCAGUUGCACCUACAAAUACAACACCAACAUCGAAUCUUCCUUCAGGUCCCCCAGAUCCACGAUUCAGUUACAUGGACAUCAAUGUAACUGGAAUUGGAAGCCUUGCUCCACAUGUGACAGUUAAUAACCAAUUGGCGCUCUUUCAAGCUCAUCCUCAGUUGAAACAGUUUGUCCGUCCAGCUGUAGAAAGGGCUGUGCAGGAAUGGAUUCAUCCUGUUGUUGAUCGCUCCAUCAAAAUUGCCUUGACAACUUGUGAGCAGAUAGUGAAGAAGGAUUUUGCAUUGGAUCCUGAAGAGUGCCGCAUGCGAGCUGGUGCCCACCACAUGGUUCGCAAUUUAACAGCUGGGAUGGCUAUGAUCACAUGCAGAGAUCAGCUUUUAGUAUCAAUCAACAAUAAUUUGAAGACAGCUUUCCUCUCAGCUUUGCUGGGUGCUACUCCCCAACAGAAAGAAAUGAUUGAAAUAGCCGCUCAACAUGCUGCUCAGGAUAACAUGGAGUUGGCCUGUGCUUUUAUUCAGAAGACAGCUAUAGAGAAGGCAAUACCUGAAAUAGACAAGCGUUUGCUUAAUGAAUUUGAAUUGAGGAAGCAUGCUCGCAAUGAAGGAAGGAGAUAUUGUGAUCCACUUGUCCUGACCUAUCAAGCAGAACGUAUGCCAGAGCAGAUACGACUCAAAGUUGGAGGAGUGACUCCUCAGCAGAUGGCAGUUUAUGAAGAAUUUGCUCGUAACAUUCCUGGCUUUCUUCCCUUAACUGAGCGAGAUGCUGCAAUGUUUAUUCCAAAACCUGUAACAACUUAUGGAAGUGAUGAGAUUGGCACCAUGUACGAUAAACUGGUAAGUGAAGUAGAGCAUUUCCUCCAGCCAGUUCUUGGAUCUCAAGGUGUGAUCUCAUCAAGUUGCCAUGUUAAUAACCUUCACAAGUUGCUUGAAGCUCUUCUUAUUGCCCGAAGAUCAAGAGAUGUUAUGUCGGCUGUUUCUCUGUUGCAAAAGGCUGUUGAAGGUUUGAUGGAUGGCUUGGUUCAAACAAAUAAUAAUACUGAUCAAGAACUAAUGCUAACCUACAGAGAAAUUCAUCUUAGGGUUUUGAAAACUUUGCAAGAUCCACGUGCAUAUGGCAUUCAGUGGACAAACAAGCAAGUCACUAGGUGUUUAAUGGAGUGUCGAGAAGAGUUUCGUUAUAAUCUGGAAGCAGUUGAUACCCUAAUCCGAGCUCAUUUAGUUAACAUGCAGCAGUAUGAUUUACAUCUGGCUCAUGCAAUGGAAAGUGGUUUGAACUACGUGGCUGUUGCAUUUGCUAUGCAGUUGGUCCAGACUUACCUAGUUGAAGAACGACAUAAUCCAAGUAUAACCGAAAACGAUUUGUACAACACAAUUGAGAUGUUGGCUCGAAUUGCAGCCCAUUCCAGGCAGCCACCAGAUGGGUUGACUACUUUAAUUGAACUACUUCGAGCUAAUCACGAUCCUGCUUUGCUUGUGGAUCGUGCCCAAGGAGGUCCCACAGCUCAUAUCCAUUCGGGCAUUUUGCAAGUCAGGGCUCGGGAGUAUGAGGAUCCACCGGGAUUGUUGGAAAAGACGGAAUAUUUGCUGCGAGAUUGGGUGAGCAUUUAUCACACUUCUACUACAAGUCGUGAUCCAACAAGAGCAUUUAGCCUAUUUGUUCAACAAAUGAAUGGCCAUGGUAUAUUGAAGACUGAUGAUCUGAUUACAAGAUUCUUUAGAUUGAGCACACAAUUAUGUGUUGAUCUUUGUUAUCGAGCACUAGCUGAACAGACAACUUCUCCUACAUUAGUUCGAGCCAAAUGUUUUCACACCUUGGAUGCAUUUGUGCGUCUGAUUGCAUUGUUGGUGAAGCACUCCGGAGAUGCUGCAAAUACUACAACAAAAAUCAAUCUACUUAACAAGGUAGAUGAUAAGGUGUUAGGAAUAGUGGCAGGAGUUCUCUUAACUGAUCAUGAUAAUAGAAUGUCAGAUUUCCAACAGUUACCUUAUCACCGAAUAUUUAUUAUGCUGUUUUUGGAACUGAAUGCUCCAGAACCUAUUCUUGAUACUAUUAAUUACCAGGUACUGACAGCUUUCUGCCAUACUUUACACAUUCUUCGACCUGCCAAGGCUCCAGGUUUUGCUUAUGCUUGGCUGGAACUUGUAUCACAUCGUGUGUUCAUAGGACGAAUGUUAGCAAUUACUCCUCAGCAGAAGGGUUGGGGCAUGUACGCUCAGCUUCUUAUUGAUCUCUUCAAGUUUUUGGCUCCAUUCUUGCGAAAUGCGGAACUGGCCAAGCCAGUUACUCUUUUAUACAAAGGCACAUUGAGAGUGCUGCUUGUUUUACUGCACGACUUCCCAGAAUUUUUGUGCGACUACCACUAUGGAUUUUGUGAUGUUAUUCCUCCAAAUUGCAUCCAGAUGCGUAAUUUGAUUCUAUCAGCUUUCCCGAGAAAUAUGAGGCUACCAGAUCCCUUCACUCCAAAUUUAAAAGUGGAUAUGUUGCCAGAAAUAACUCAUGCCCCAAGAGUUCUUACAAAUUUUGCAUCAAUGAUUCAGCCAAUGAGUUUCAAGAAGGAUUUGGAUUCUUACUUGAAAGCUAGAGCUCCUGUCACUUUCCUCUCUGAAUUGAGAAGCAAUCUUCAAGUGUCAAAUGAACCAGGAAUGUGUUACAACAUACCACUGAUGAAUGCUUUGGUCCUGUAUGUUGGUACCCAAGCCAUAUCAUUCAUUCGUAACAAAGGUUUAACUCCAAAUAUGUCAACAAUUGCACAUUCUUCACACAUGGACAUAUUUCAGAAUUUAGCUGUAGAUCUGGAUACUGAAGGUCGAUACCUCUUCCUGAAUGCAAUUGCCAAUCAGCUGAGAUAUCCUAAUAGCCAUACUCAUUACUUUAGCUGCACUCUUCUGUACUUGUUUGCUGAGGCCAAUACUGAGGCAAUCCAAGAACAAAUAACAAGGGUAUUACUUGAGCGCUUAAUUGUGAACAGACCUCAUCCUUGGGGUUUGUUAAUCACAUUUAUAGAACUAAUAAAGAAUCCAACAUACAAAUUUUGGAAUCAUGAAUUUGUUCAUUGUGCUCCUGAAAUUGAAAAAUUGUUUGAGUCUGUUGCUCGCUCCUGUAUGGUGCAGAAGCAGGUACAGCCAUCCCAAGAAAAUGACAUGCCUGAGUGAUAGAGUAUGAUACAAGACAUUGCUACAAGUUAAAAUUCUGUAGCAGUUUCUUUGAACUGGGAGAGGAUGUAUGGUUCUUUAAUAUGUUUGAAUGAUUGCACAAAGUCUAUUGUACAUAAUGAACAGGUCUAGUCUAGACAAAGAAAAGAAAUAUGCUUUACUAUAUUUUUUCUAUUUGUAGAGAUUAAUUUUGAUUUGUAUGAUUUAUUUUUAAGAUACUGAAGUGAGCUCUCAGGCACUGGUUGUAGAUGGUCACUUGACUGGAAUGUUUAAUUUCAAAAUAAGACUUUCUUUUAAAUUUAAAAAGGUUGAUUUACAAUAUACAUUGGGAGUUCCACCAUUUGUGUUUUGGGCAUUGUCAUUUUAUUUGUUUCACUAUCUUAAUACUUUAAGCCAACUGUAGAAAUCUGUUCCCAAAUGUCUCUCUGCAUAGGACAUAUCAUGUGUUUUAAUGUUAAUUGCCACCUUCCAGAGCCAUAUUAAGUAUGAAUCAGCUGUGUUGUUUCUUGUAUCAGUUAAUUAUCUUAAGAGGACAAAAUUGUAUAUUUUUGUUUACAUUGUGUUUAUAUUUUCAUUCUGAUGCGCUUCUUCUUAUUUAGUAGGUAAAGAUCUUUGUUAUAAUAUUCUGUAGUGUAUUUGAUAUGUGAUAAAGAGCAUCAUUACAUGUUUCUAGGCUGUGACAUGAUGCAUACUUUGGUAUCCUUCCUGCCUUGUUUGCAUCUGGUGAAAUAAAUGUAUUUAUCAAGAUUUCAGGUGUAACUAUAAUUUGUGAAUAUUGAGGUAACAACUAGACUACAGAAAAAUGACAUACAAAGUAAAUGUGACUAUGAACAUACAAUUCGUCGUGAAAUUCACAGUUCUGAUCUUAAAGUUAUUGUUAAAAAGGUGAAAGAAAAUAGGAAGAUGUCUUCUAUUGUUUUGGGUUUUGUAAAUACAAUUAAACUUGGUUUCGAGUAACAAAACCAUUAAAUAUGCCUUAAGUACAUCAACACCUAUCAGUGACCUUUCAAGAGGAGGCUGCAUUUAAUAUGCUGAAUACCUUUUAUAGUAAAACGUACUACAUAGUAAGUCCUGCCAGUGUUGUAAUUUAGUAAUCGUUUGUAUAGUUCAAAAGCACUGACAGGAUAUUGUGUAAAUACACUUAAGUUUUGUGAUUAUAUUGAUACAAUGGGAAUAAAGAAUCAGUUCACAAAUA